UAAAAUCAAAUGUAGGAGUUCGACAUUAUCUCUCAGUGAGGCCUGUUGAUAUUUUUAAAUAUGAUUAAAAAUAACAAAAACCAGGGGAUAUUUACACAUGUAGCUACUUCUGCAGGAAAAAAAAGGUACAGAAAUGUGGCCAGUAGACUUUUUAAAGUACAGGUAGCAUCAUGACUGACUGCAGUAAGGUUAUAUAGUUUGACACUUAGAAAUAAUAUUGCAUUAUGAAAUCAUAAGAAUUGUCAAUAGCAGCACAAUGACUCACCAAGGCAGGUAACUCAUUAUCAUGACCUAAAUAUAAAAGAAGUAGGAUUGGCUCUAUUGAAGAUAUUAAGGCAUCCUAAGAGAAGAAAACUACCAGCAGUUAAGUUUACAGAAGUCUAUUGAGAAGCAUGUAUAUUUUUAACUGUUGUUUUGUUAUUUUCUAUGCAAUAAUAAAGCCUAAUCACAGGAAAUGCUUAAAUUUUUGACUCUGCCUUGUGUUUAGUGAGUCCUGGGAAACAUGCCUGCUCACACAGUGUUACUAAUAAUAAAAUAAAUUAUUAAAGCUGACAGAAUUUUUAUAGCUAAUGCGUGUGCUUUAUGUGCACUCCACUUUCUUCAGCCUAGGCAAUGAACAAAAAACAAUCAGUUUCUGUUUCUCUUAUUCAUGUGCCAGCACAAUGUUAUUAUUUGUAAUCAUAAAAUUGCUGGAAAUCUUAAAAUGCAAAGAAGAAAUAGUGAAAAACAGGCAAAUAAACUCUUGGGUUUAAAUUAGAUUUUCUGUUGACAGUAUGUUCUUGUAAUAUUCCUUUCUUUAAUGGAAAAUAUAAAUAUCUAAAUAAUAAUAAAGUGUUCAAUGGUUUGUCAUAAUUAUUAAGAUUGACAACACUCUUCUAAUAAACAAAAAUUCAUUUGUUUGUACAUAGGAGAGAGUGGUAUUUUUAACUUGAGAUCUUAAACUCAGAAAAGAUUUACAAAAGCAUUUGAUAAAAUAAAUAAUUUACCUGUAAUCUCAAACACUAGGGGAAAUGGCUUCAAGCUUCAGGAGGGUAGAUUGAGGUUGGAUAUAAAAAAGUCUUUUGGAACAGGUUGUACAGAGAGGUGGUUGAUCCCUCAUCCCCGGAGACAUUCAAGGCAAGACUGGAUAAGGCUCUGGGCAACCUGAUGUAGCUGUUGUGUUCCUGUUCAUUGCGGAGGAGUUGCGCUAGAUGACCCAAAGGUCCCUUCCAACUCUUAGGAUUCUUUGAUUCUAUGUACUUAGGCUGCUCUGAAAGUAAUGCUUCCUAUUUAUUUCCAUGGAAACCAGAACAGAUGCAAAGAGCGCAAUAGCAUUAUGUGAGCAAAUUCUCAGAUACAAAAAACUAUAUUUUUCAACAUUGUCAUCACCAUUAGCUGUGCAUUUUUUUCCAUGACUGCAGUCAUAGGAAUUCAAAUUGCUUUUGUAAGCCGAACAGUUUUACUCAAAAACUUCAGACCAUGCUUAAAAUGGCCAUUAUCUGUCUGCUUUAUUCCUCAUUAUCCUUACCCACUUUUGGGGUAUGAAUAGCUAUUGCUGCAGUAUGUGAUUUUUUUCCUAAGUUUACCAAGGGAGGAUUCUACUGUGCGCAGAAAUGUGUCAUCAAUUUAAAAGGAUUCUUCUCUGUAUGAAACAAUGAAACUAUAAAUUAUCAAAACAAAACUGAAAUGUCACCUUAAACUAAUGAAAUCCAUCAUCAGACAACACAGAGCUGACACUUCUGUGAGCCCCUUUAAAACUCAGAUUAAGAAGAGAAAAUUAAGCUUGAAAUGGAGAGGAAAUAAUAGUAUUUCUCUUUUCUGUGACACAAGUUGAGAACAGUAUGUUGAUUGUUCUCAGACAAGCUGAUCUCAGUGGUCCUCAAAAAUUGCUUUAAAAGGCUGAUAAUGUUAUCUAGUGCUGGAGUGGAAAAAUACUGAUAUAGAUAUGAAAGCAAGAAGAAAUAUAAUUUGAUUACAAUUUCAGCUGUCUGAGGAGCUUCACUUUUCAGGUUGUAAUGAACUAGUAUAUUCAUCACAGAAUCACAGAGUGUUUUAGGUUGGAAGGGACCUUCAAGAUCAUCUAGUUCCAUCCCCUGUGCCAUAAGCAGGGUUGCCUCUCCCUAGAUCAGGCUGCCCAGGGCUCCAUCCUUGAGAACAGAAUAUCUGUCUUGCGGCUGAUCCAUAGCCUUGCUCCCAUAUCUCUCCUGUAGGGACACAGCUGCAGAACUGCCAUACUAGCUCAACCUCAUGGUUAUUCUAAUCCAGUUUCCUAUCUCUGGGAGUGGGCAGUACUGAUUGCUGCAGUGGAAAGUAUAAAAAAAGCCUGCACAGAUGGCUCUUAUAAAAUAACCUGUGCAUGCGGGAGUUUUCUUUUAAAUUCAUUUAAAUAUAUCAAGGCCUGCUUAGAAAUUGAGGUGUUUCUAGCUUUUAAAUUCACAUUAUUAAAAGUUAAGUUUCAGAUCAGCUUGGGUGUUCACAGUAUCAGCAAACACCCCCUGAUCCAUGUGUUUAAAACUAAGUAAUAAGUGGUGUUCCUCAGGGGUCAGUAAUUGGGCCUGUCCUGUUCAAUAUCUUUAUUGAUAACCUAGAUGAGGGGAUUGAGUGCACCCUCAGUAAGUUUGCAGAUGACGUCAAGUUUGGUGGAGGUGUCAGUCAGUCUAAGACUCUUCAGAGGGAUCUACAUAGGCUGGAUCACGGGGCUGAGACCCGUGGGAUGAAGUUCAACAAGCCAAGUGCCGGGUCCUGCACUUUGGCCACGAUGACCUCAGGUAAUGCUGUAGGCUCGAGGCAGAGUGGUUGGAAGACUCUGUAGAAGGAGAGGACCUGGGGGCAUUGGUUGACACUUCGUUGAACAUGAGCCAGCAAAUAUGCCAAGGUGACCAAGAAGGUCAAUGACAUCCUGGCUCAUAUCAGAAAUAGCCUAAACAGCAGAAGCAGUGAAGUGAUCACCCCUGUGUUUAUUUUUGGGUCCCUUGCUAGAAGAAAGGCAUGAAGGCCCUGGAGCAUGCCCAGAGAAAAGAAACAAAGCUGCUGAGGUGUCUCCAGUACAAGUCUUAGGAGAAGCAGCCGAGGGAGCUAGAACUGUUUAGAGUGGAGAAGAGCAGGCUCAGGAAACAUUUCAUCACUCUCUGCAGCUCCCUGAAAGGAGACUGUGGCUAGGUGGAGGUUGGCCUCUUCUUCUGUGUAACUAGUGACAGGACAGGAAGUGGUGGCUUUAAGUUGCUCCAGAGGAUAUUCAGGUUGGAUAUUAGGAAAAAUGUUUCUGAAAGUGUGGUCAGGCAUUGGAAUGGGCUGCCUGAGGUGGUUGAGUCACCAUCCCUGGAAACAUGCAAGAAAUGCUCUGGUGUUGUACUAAGGGAUGUGGUUUAAUGGGGAAGUACUGUUGACAGGUGUAUGCUUGGACUGGAUGAUCUUGGAAGUCUUCACCAACCUUAGUGAUUCUAUGAUUCCAUGACUGCUAGUAUUGGUGUUACCUCACACUGCUGAAUAUCAGAGACCAGCUGUUUUUUUUUUGCGGGGGGGGGAAGGGUGUCAGUACUCAGAGGUUCCCUACUGUUACGGAAGCGCUGAUUUGAGGAACUGGGGAACUGUUUCUGAGCUGCAGCUUACUUGAAUAAAGGUUUUAAGUUUUCUAUAGGGGCACUUCUGCAUUGCUGAAAAACACUGCAUUAGGCUGUGCAAGACUGCAAAGAAUAUAUAUUUAUAAUAUUUAGGCCAAAUCCUGAGGUUAGGAUCUUCAGCUGCUUUUAGCUUCAAAUAGAAAUGGGAACUUCAACUUAGUCUUUGCACACUCCAGUUUUUCUCACUCAGCUGCUUGUGAGAGUUUAGAUGUAAUUUUGCCUUGGGCAUGGAGCCAGCCUCUGCAACACUGAGAGAAGUGAUAGUUCAGGGUUGCUCUUUUACUUCUUUUCAUCACUGCUGAGUGUUGUUUUACUUUCCUCAUUUCAGAAAGAAACCGAUCAUCCAGUGUGUGGGCUGUCAUCAGCUCCCUCCCUUCCUCUCUCAUUUUCUUCUGUAGUACAACCCAGGGGUGACUUCUAGUACUGCACGGUUUCCAUACCCUGGUGUUCUGCCCCCUUGCCUGCAGUGCAUGCCAUGAAUCCCCCUCAGCAGACACACUACUGCACAGGGUGCAAUUGCUAAGGCAGCAGCUGUGCUUAAAUAGAGAUCUAGCAAUCUGCUGUGUACAAGUAGAGGUUUCAGCUUAUUGGAUAGGGUUGCAAAACCCAUGACAUCCAGCAUCUUGCUUGAAGCAAUGACCCAUACUUGAUGUUUCAAAUGAAGCUGAAAGUACCUAACAGUGUAACUUGGGAAUUGGAUGUGGCAGAAGCAAAAGAUUUAGUUUACCUUUUCUGCUGGCCUAUGAAUCGAAAGCACAGUUACUUCUUUAAGAGGCUAUAGAGGCAUCAGUCCCUUCUAUGUCUGUAGUGGAACUGCAGAACAAUUCAGGUCUAGGAAAAAACAUGGUCAGAGAGAGUACAUGUGCAAUUCAGACUUGCUGGAAAAUGUCUUUUCUAUCUUUCUAUCUAAAUCUACAGGCAGGUUAGAAUUGCCUUGGCCAAGAUACCAAAACUUAUUGAAUUACAUGCUGUUCAAACUAGCACACUGUGCUGUUAACAUUGUUUCAUUAUGUUUUAUUACUGAUUGCAGGACCACUGGUAUGGAACACAGUGUGUUCAGAUAAAGCUCCUCUGAAGCACCAAUUUGGUGAAACAGUGGAACCGAUAGUGAUGUACCGAUUAAGAUAGCUUUAAUGGGUUAUAAAAGCACUGUCCAUCCUACAGAUGGUCUUAGAAUACUGAUUGUGGUUUCCAUGUUCUAGUCAUCAUGCAAUUUUAAAAAUAAUUAUAUUUGUUGUUAUUGCCUGUGAUAUUUUUUCUUAAACUGUUUGCUAGUGAUAAUAAGACUAAAAUGUUCUCUACAGUGAAUUUCAUUUGAUUUUCAGAAUCUCAGAAGGACCGAAAUCACAGGUCAGAAAGAGAUUUGAAUUUUUGAUCAUGCAGUGGUUCAGAAUGUUUCAAUGCAUGCUGAAUCCCAGCCCCAGUAAUCUGUUCAUUUUUGAUAGGCUACUGGAUGCCAUUUCAAGUGAAAGGUAAAAUCUAGAACCUCUAUUACCUUGUGGACAUAGAGAUACCAAUGGUGUAGCAAGGACUAAAAACAAACAAGCUCUCAGGUCUUCAUUGGAGAAAGAUUUUCUGAUUCAUUUCUUGUUGGAUUUGUUAUUAUUAUUAUGAAGAUCUUUAUUUCUUUGUUGGUAGACUCAUUUUCCAACUCUGUUCUGCCCAAAGGAUGAACUAGGACUCAAAAAUUUCAUCCGCUAACGUAAUCAAAACAUUGAGCUAGCUUGAAAAACGUGGAUUUUUCAAUCACAUGGGAACAUAUAUUUGUCAAUUCCAGAAGAUGCACUUGGAGGAGAUUUUGAUUGAUUCUGGGGACUGGAAUGGAAAUCUCUCAUUUGUGUCUGGCUAAAUACAGACACCACUAAUUAGGAGAAUGCUCUUUUGGUUCAUUGUGCAGAUAUUAGCUUCAUUUCAGUGGAGGCAAAAUCUUGGAUCCUUGAUUCAAAAAUAGGUAUUGCAGACAUUCCAUGGAGGAAAACUCUUUGAAAUAUCUCCUUGGGAACAUGUAGUUCCCUGCAUUUGUGCUUAACAGUAGAGCGUAAUUAGAUUUCAAAUUAAUGUAUCAUGUGACUACCCUCAAACAAGACUAGGUUACGGUGAGUUAAUUUCCUCUUUUGAGACCUUAAUUCUACAUUCUACUUCUAUUUUAAGCAUAUGUGUUUGAGAUAUAUGUAUGACUCAUAUGUUUAUACGUAUGUGUAUUCACAUCUCAACUAAUAGAAUAGAUAGUUGACCUCAUGUCCUUGGCAAGAUGAAAUAGCAUUUGUAAAUGUCAUUAUUUGUUUGAAACAAACAUCCAAAGGGUUGGUCCUAGCAGCUUUAAGGCAUGAUUGUUCUAUGAAAUAGAAAAUGUUAACAAAGACACUCAUCUUCCCAUUUCGUUACCUCUCCCCAGAAGCAGUUGUUUCUUUUGCAUGGAACACUAUUCAAGUUGUUGAAUUCUAGUCUCCCAGGACUCUCUCAAAGGAUUGGUAAUGAUUUCAGACCCUCUGUGUAAAUUUCCGUUGCACAAGAUAAUUUUGUGCUUUCUCAGCUCCAUCAUUUUUCAUGUUUCUGCAGCACUAGUAAGAAUUAAAAAGCAAAAAGACCAAAUUAGAAAUAGAGGAAAUCAUAAUACGAUUUAUUCUAUUCUAACUUAGAAAUAGGUGAUCUAUAUGUUCUUCACCUAAACUCAGUGUAAGGUGGCUUUGAAAACUCCAUGAAAAUUACAACAGAUAAUGCAAUAAGUCACAAAAAGUAACUGUAUCAUAUCUUCAAAACUAGGUAAAUACCUUGUUCCUGCUUUAGGAAUGGAAGAUUUGAUCAUGAUGAAGUAUGCUGGCCUCAGUCCUUUCCAUCACCAAAAAUCUGUGUGUAAUCUUAUGUGUUAUGAUACAUGAGAAAAUAUAUGUGAGUGGGAGAGAGUAUGGAUAUAACUCUUAAUAGAGAUUAGAAGGAUAGGGAUCUUGUAGAAACUGAGUAGGACUGAAUUUCUAUGAAACUGUUAUGAAAAUAAAGUGUCCUUCUAAUGGUUUUACUGGGGAAAUAAUUUCUUCUAUAGAACCUAAUUAAAAAUUAUUUCUUUUAGAUAGUUAUUUGGAGUUAUCUUGUAGGAUGGUUAAAAUCCCCUUGUAAGGCCUAUAGGAAUAAAAUUCUUUAGAUUUCUGUCCCCAGGCUGUGCAAAAAGUAUUUCCAGGCUUCUGAAGAGUUUAUUAUCAUCAAAGCCACUGUGUACAUUUCAAUGCAUUGCAUAACAGGCUAUUGUUCAGUAAACUCUAUUGGCAGAGUUUCUGGAAUAGGAGCGGAGAUGAAUUAAAAAUAAUAAAAAAUAAAAAUCAUAUACUAAGAAGACAACUUAAAAAGUAAAUAUGGCUUCUAAUUCAAUUAAAAUUAAUUUUCUACAGCAAACCCUAUGUAUUUUAUCAUUGUCUUCAACUUAAAUUACAGACAUAUCAGGUGAUCAAAGGAAUAAUCAACAGCAAAUAAAUGUUUCUAUUUCAUUCAUAAUUACAAAAGGGCAUUUUACAAGUUUAGUUUGCAGGGGUGCAACCUUUUUAUUUAUUGCUUUUUCAUACCACAUGAGUCAGUGGCUCUAAUGAACCAGAUAUGGCUGUAGUGAUUAACUGAGAUUAGUUUUUUUGGUUUUUUUUUUCAAUCUCACUCUGACCCUUUAGAAAAAAAGACUAUGUAGCUCUGUGAUCUUGAGACAGGAAGCUACUCUGCUGAUUUUCAAGAUCAAAUCAGCGUCAGAUCUGGCUGCAUAAUAUCCCCCAGCAUCUUUCAGCAGCAGGAUCCAUACUGCUUCUGCAUCACAACACCAGCAGUUCAUAUGGCAUCAUUAUAUAUUGGUUGAAAACACUGAGUGAAGCAUUAGGAAUAUGGGAAUGAUCUUGGCUCACAGGGCCUGGGAGGAAGGCAUCUUGACAUCUCUGCAUACACAUUCUCGACAAAGUUAACUUUCAGUAGCGUAACAGCUGUAUCCUUCAAGCUGCCUCUAAGAAGAAGUCUGCAGAGAUAGAUUAGCUUUGUCAUUCUUUACUCCAUCUUCUGCAUUGGAGCUUAAGAGGACAAUGCUUUUUGCUUAGAGGAAAAUGUGUACUACAUCAGGACUAAGUAUCCGACUAUUCAAACUCCAGAAGGACCAACACUAGAUAAAUUAUGAAUGUUGAACAAGAUGACCUUACAUCCACAGCAGAUAAUGAUAGGUCCUAGGUUUAACAGGGCCCUAUUUGACCCCCUGCUUGUGGUGCUGCUGGCUCUUCAGCUUCUUGUGGUAGCUGGUCUAGUGAGGGCUCAAACUUGCCCUUCAGUCUGCUCCUGCAGCAACCAGUUCAGUAAAGUGAUUUGUGUACGGAAAAAUCUGAGAGACGUGCCAGACGGCAUCUCCACCAACACCCGGUUACUCAACCUACAUGAGAACCAGAUCCAAAUCAUUAAGGUGAAUAGCUUCAAGCAUCUGAGGCACUUAGAAAUACUGCAGCUCAGCAGGAAUCACAUCAGAACAAUUGAAAUAGGGGCCUUCAAUGGUCUGGCCAAUCUUAAUACUUUGGAACUCUUUGACAAUCGUCUGACCACUAUCCCAAAUGGAGCUUUUGUAUACUUAUCAAAACUGAAGGAACUUUGGUUGAGAAACAACCCCAUUGAGAGCAUACCCUCUUAUGCUUUUAACAGAAUCCCUUCUCUCCGGAGACUGGAUUUGGGAGAAUUGAAAAGGCUUUCAUACAUCUCAGAAGGUGCCUUUGAAGGUCUGUCCAACUUAAGAUAUUUGAACCUUGCCAUGUGCAAUCUGCGAGAGAUUCCUAACCUCACCCCACUUGUAAAACUGGAUGAGUUAGACCUUUCUGGAAAUCACUUGACUGCCAUCCGGCCAGGUUCCUUCCAAGGGUUAAUGCAUCUUCAGAAAUUGUGGAUGAUACAGUCCCAGAUUCAAGUGAUAGAAAGGAAUGCUUUUGAUAACCUUCAAUCACUUGUGGAGAUCAAUCUGGCACACAACAAUCUAACACUACUGCCUCAUGACCUGUUCACACCACUUCGUCUAGAAAGGAUCCACUUGCAUCACAAUCCUUGGAACUGCAACUGUGAUAUCCUUUGGCUCAGCUGGUGGAUUAAAGACAAGGCACCCUCUAAUACUGCAUGCUGUGCCCGUUGCCACACACCUCCCAGUUUGAAAGGAAGGUACAUUGGUGAGCUGGAUCUGAACUACUUCACGUGUUAUGCUCCAGUCAUAGUGGAGCCACCAGCAGACCUGAACGUCACUGAAGGCAUGGCUGCAGAGAUGAAAUGCCGGGCAUCAACCUCCCUGACCUCUGUAUCUUGGAUUACUCCAAAUGGAUCUGUUAUGACACAUGGGGCAUACAGAGUUCGGAUUGCUGUGCUCAGUGAUGGCACAUUAAAUUUUACAAAGGUAACUGUGCAAGACACGGGUUUGUAUACAUGCAUGGUGAGUAACUCUGUUGGGAAUACCACAGCUUCUGCCACACUGAAUGUGACUGCCCUGGAUAACCCCGGCUAUACAUAUUUUUCAACUGUCACAGUGGAGACUGUGGAACCUUCUCAGGAUGAGGCACAGACAACAGAGCAGGUUGGGCCCACACCAGUUACCAACUGGGAGACCACUAACAUGACAACCUCACUCACUCCACAGAGCACAAGAUCAACAGAAAAAACGUUCACCAUUCCUGUGACGGACGCAAACAACGGGAUCCCAGGAAUAGAUGAGGUUAUGAAGACUACUAAAAUCAUUAUUGGUUGUUUUGUGGCUAUCACUCUCAUGGCUGCUGUGAUGCUGGUAAUUUUCUACAAAAUGAGGAAACAGCAUCACCGGCAAAACCAUCAUGCUCCAACACGGACUGUAGAAAUUAUAAACGUGGAUGAUGAGCUUACAGGUGACACACCCUUAGAGAGUCACUUGCCCAUGCCAGCAAUUGAGCAUGAGCACCUAAAUCACUAUAACUCUUAUAAGUCUCCUUUCAACCACACAACAACAGUUAACACAAUAAAUUCAAUACACAGUUCAGUGCAUGAACCGUUACUGAUCCGAAUGAACUCAAAAGACAAUGUACAAGAGACUCAAAUCUAAAACGUUUAUGACAUUAUGGGGUGGGGGUGGGAAAAACAAAAUAUGGUUUAUAAAAAAAAUGACACAAAUGACUGGGCUAAAUCUACUGUUUCAAAAAGUGUCUUUACAAAGAAAAAGAAAUUUAUUUAUUAAAAAUUCUAUUGUGAUCUAAAGCAGACAAAAUUAUGUGUAUUCCUCAGAACCUCUUUUUGCUGCACUUAUUUACCCUCCUCCUCCCCUUUUUAAUUCCCAGCCAACCCUGGUUCCCAUUUGCCAUAUUUUUCAUAGGAGAUCUUGAUUCCGUACAGGAACUGGCCUAGGAAAUUUUGUAAGAAUUCUGUUACACUUUGGGAAUUUUUAUGGUGAAUACUAGUGGUGAGAUUCAGUCUAUUUUGUCACUUCUUUUUCUCUUUUUUUGUUUUCUCAUGCCCUUUAUGAAAUUAUUCAACAGGGAAUGGAAUAUUAGCAGCAACUUUACAAGUGAGCAAACAUACAAGCAAAACUUUUUUUCCUCCAUGUAAUGAUUUGAUUAUUUGCUCUGUAUUUACCAAAAGGAGCAUUCUGUGAAAAAAAAAAAGGAAGAAAAAGUAAAAAAUAAAAUAAAAUUAAUCUACUUGUGAAAACCUAUAAAACCCAUGAUCUUUUAAGCAAUUCUAGAAUCAGAAUUUGUAGUUCAAACACUAUACUAAGAUUAUAAAUAAAAUACUGUUUUUUUUUUCUGUACUUGGAUAUAGUUCAUUUUUAGUGUGGCUUUAAAGAUCAAAAGCUUGUUAAAAUUCUUACAACAUUCUGCUUUGAUGGUCCAAAAAAUAAUUGCGUUAAAAAUAAUAGUUAAAAUAUUUUGGAUCAUUACUGAAGAAUAGCACAGUUUUCAUUUUAGUGUACAUAAGCAGCACACUAGCAAAUAAGGUUGCUUGAAUUUUAAUGUAAAAUUAUGAUUAUUUUCUUCUCAUGGUGUUAUCAGUUAUGUUUUAUAUUACAAUAUGUAUUCCACAAUAUCAGGAAAAGUUAUACAAAAAGUUUCGGGUAUCACUGAAUUUAUUAGACAAAGGUGAAAACUAUGUUCUUUUUUUGUUUUGUUUUGUUUUCUUUGCUAUCUAUAUUUCUCAGCCAAUAAGAAAAUUCAUUUUCUUUUCAUUGCAUCAAAGCUAGUGGUUCCCAGUUUAGUUGUUGUGGUAAUUCUAGACAUAAAUAUGAAAUAUGUUUAGAUAUCCAUGAGAUCUAUAAUCAGAUCUGUAUCUCUAUGUACCAAAUUAAAUCAAAAUUUGAAGUUCUAACUAAGAGGAAAUCCAAGAAUUUUGAUUAAAAACAAACAAAAAAAUCAGAAAGAACAAACUUGGCCAAAUCAGAAGAGAAAGGGUUAACAUGACUUGUAUGACAGUUAGAUUGCAGAUAGCAUAAUCAGCCUAUUUGAAUUAAAAUUCAGACUUGUUUGCCAAUAGGAAGUGUACAUCCUUUUCGAUUCUGUUUAUGUACAUCUCUUGAUUUAGCUUGUUGUUGUAGAAUGGAGUAUACCUUGUAUGUUGAAAGCUAAAAGGAAGUUUUUGCAUAAGGAAAAAAGAGAUUCAGGACAUUGUAUUCUUUCAAGUGCAGAAGUUCUUCCAAAUUAAACUAUUUUACAUAUUGGCAACAAAGUAGAAGCAUUUUAAAACCAUUUAGGUUAAGAAAAAGAAUCAUGAAUUAAAUAUCAGUUUUAAAUGUCUUUUCACUGAUUUCUGCAUUUAUCUACUCAUACUUUUGAGAUUCAGAAUCCUGUUCCAGGUGAAUAAUGUACCUAAUUCCUAAAAAAUCUCUUUGGACUGUUCUGGUAUGCUACAGCAUGCAGAAAAAAGAUCCUCCUGAACAGUAUAAUUCUAUUCCCUAAAAUUAAGGAGGAAUAUCUGCCAGACAGGUUUAGGGGGUAAAUAUCUCUCUUUGGAUGCACACUUCUCAAGGUUGCAAGGGAAUGUUGCAAGAAUGCCUGAUUUUAAAAGGACACUGAAGGUAUGUGACAAUGAAUCACACUCUGCAAGGAGUCUGAUAAGUAUAAUACAGAACGAAACCCAAAGUUCUAUAAUAAUCUCAAAGAAACAUUUGGCAAGACAUUAUCCUUUGAUGUACUACAUGAAAAAUAAUAUCUACUCUUAGAGAAUUUUAAUAGAGGACAAAGGUGGACCUGAAUAUAAAAUGCUGAAGUAGUGAUUCCUCUCUUUGCCUACUUCUUCAAAGUGCAUUACAGAGUUUUAUUGCUGAUUUCUUUUAAGCAUUGUGAUAAAUUUUGUACAGAAAUACAAAUACAUAGCUAUUUGUACUUUGCCCAUCCUUAUGGUUACCAAUAUUAAGUCCAUAGUCAAUGCUUAUCUGACAGUUGAAAAGAUUGUUUGCAGAAAUCCUAAAUCAACAGGUUCAUGUUAAGAAAUGAUGGCUACUAUUUAAUAGCCAUUUUCUAAAGCGCUUAUGGUCAACAUGGUUUUAUAAACAUGUAGUUUUUACUAACUCCUGCAGGUUAGGUUUUGGAGGUUUUGGAGCAGGACACAAUAUCAGUGACAGUAAUACGGUAAAGUAAUGCAAAAUAACAUCUGUGACUAUUUAAAACAAUAUAUACAUUCUUACUAAGUAUUAAUCAGGUCAUAUUGGCUAAGUGAAUAAUAUUAAAAACAAUCAAAAAAGCAAUAUAUUCCCAUGUGCUUAUUGUAGGGAUAAAGAAAAGGUGUUUUAGUAUGUUUGCUUGGGAUAAGAUAUAUAUUACACAGGAAUCAUACUAGCUAUGACUUUCUCAACAUCUUCCCUAUCCUUCUUAGAAUUAUAGAGAUUAUUUUUGCAGAUUAUUUAAAUAACAGGGUUAGAAAACGUCACAGCUUAAACUUUAAACUGAGUUCUGCAACAAUGUGAAAGGUGUGCUGUGCACUUUCUUGUUAUGGUUUUUAAAUCAAGCUAAUGCAGCCUAGUGCUACUCCAAAGACUAUGGUGUUAAAUAAAAAAACUGAGUCUCCUGUAUGGCAGAGGACAAUUGAUAGUAAGCUCUAAUGAACUAUAUCGUGCAGAUAACAUUCUGGAUGAACCCACAAUCCAAAAGAGUUGUGGGAAAAAAGUGACCUUACGAACUAUUACAAUUCUUAGUGGGCUCACAAGAAGUUAUUUUUCAGAUCAUAUGAUGAGAUUUGAAGAUGUUUGCCUGUUAUCCUAUAAGAAUACAAAGAACAAAGCAUUUUCUGGACAAGUCGUUAAGUUUUACAAAUCUUUUCUUUUACAGAAAUAACGUGAAAAGGAAAACAAGUGAGUUCCAUUCAAUUAAUUAUACAAGAUAGAUAUUUUAUUUUACUUUGAAAAGGGCUAAAUGUAUGAAAAGUAAAUGUUUUUUUGUUUUUUGUUUUUUGUUUUUUUUUGCUAAAAUAUUUUAAUGCAUUAAAAAUUAAGUGUAACAUUUUCAAGAUUCCUUUCCCCACUGGUGGCAUUAUAGGUUAAUCUCAGCAUUUGAGAAAAGACAACCAAGUUAAUAUUCAAAUGUAUUAGCUUCAUAGAUACGACCAUUCCUGUAGCCCUUCAGUAAUGAGUGGAAAAUCUUUCCAAUCUAUUCUCCCCAUUUUCCCAUUUUUAUAUGAAUCAUAGAAUCAUAGAAUGGCCUGGGUUGAAAAGAGUCACAAUGAUCAUCUAGUUUCGACCCCCCUGCUAUGUGCAGGGUUGCCAACCACUAGACCAGACUGCCCAGAGCCACAUCCAGCCUGCAUCAGCUAAGUACAGCAUAUUUUGAAAUUCUCAUUUUUUUUUUCUAAGUCCAGGUACUGAAGGACUAGGAAAUCUUAGGAGCUACCUUGUAAUUUCAUAUUUUAAAAAAGUAAACAAAGAAGUAAUAUAUUCUUAUCUUCAAGAUGUAAUAAGGAGAGUUAGACUUCAGUAUUUUUCUGUUUUUCUUACUGUAACUAUUUCAUAUAUCUUUUUCUCAUUCAUGCAGAUGCCCAAGAAUCUUCAGCUCAAACUUGUACAUGAAAUUCAGUCUACAGUUAGUCUGUAGACAUUUUAUUUUGGAGGUGGUAUUACUUACUGAUACUGUAGUAGAAUAGCAUCAACAGCUACCACAACUGAAAUAUAAGAGAGCUAGCAGGGUGUUCAUGAGAAGGGAAUGAGCUUGAGGAGACUCUGGAAAACCUAUCUGUUAAAUCUUCAAUGUCUGCUGGCAUUGCAUACUCCUUCUGUGGUGGUGUCCCAUGGAAACACUGUGGUUGUGUGUAUUUUGGGGCGGAAAGAGCAUGGUGUGGUAGAAAAGCUGUGAGAUGGGAACAACUUCCUUGAGUACUUCCCACCUAACAGCAUGGUGUAACAGCUCAGCUUCUGACAUGCAGCACAUGGCUUGAAAUGAGGGAAUUAUUUUUCUUGUUUAUUAGAUUUAAGGUUUAGUGUGCACUAAACAGCUUUAAACCUUAAGGAAUUAAAAAAAAAAAAAAAAAAAAGCGCCAUAGGUCUACAGUGUAAAUCUUACACAAACAACAAAGUCAUUAUAUUUCAACAGAAUGCUAAACUUGUUUGAAGAAGUUUGGGUAAGUCUUUGCAGUAUUAAGAACUCUUCAAAAAAAAUAAGGUUUGUACUGGAGUAGUUGCAUGCUUCUAUUUGCUUCAGAAAGAAUAACUCAUGAUUUGAUUAGGGGAGUUUUAUUGGACAAAACAGUGUGUUUAAUUUGUCUUGGUUUUAGUUUUGUUUUUUUUUGUACUUUAUAAACUCAUGCCUAGGAUGUUAUUCAGAGUAAUCUCCAAAGGGCUAAAUUGGUGAACCCUGACUAACUUUUAUAACAGAUAAGUAUAUUCUAUACUGUAAUUCUAAUGACGUUUUCAAUUUUGGAAUGAUGAGGAUAUUUUGCAAUGAUGACAUUAUCAGAUGAUGAUUUUAUGGCUAUCUUUUGUAAAAGAAAAAGGAAAAUACUGUCUGUCAUUUUUGAGAACAUUGAAAACCCAAUCUUAUGCAAAAGUAGAGAAUAGUUGGAAAAAGAAAUUGGAACAUUAUUGAAAAUAACAGUAAAUGUAACGAUUCCUGGAAAUCAGAUAAUUUAGGUGAUCUUUACAUCAUUUCCAAUAGCAUAAUAAGAAAACAAAAAUUUGAGUGACUUUUCUACAUAUUGUUUAAAAUGUUAAAGAUUUCUGGCUGUCCUAGCCACAAAUUUCCAUUUUCAUUUGAAUAUCACAGUACGUGUAUGAUGUAAUGUGGUCUUUCAGCUCUGGAACCGUUUCUCAGACAGUCCAUCCACACUUCAUCCAUUGCAGUUCAUGUUUAACAUUCUCUUGGGCUGUCCUCGGUCUUGAAAUGACUUGUGCAGUGAAAGACUCUUCGGUUUCUUUGAUCAUCUAGUUCAAUAGCAAUAUAUGCUUCUUAUAUCAGUUUGGAGAAGAUGGUUUCGUAUGGAUUAUAUUUGCAUCAGAUUUAAUAUAUAAAUGGAAAUUUUAUUUUAUUUUGGUAGACAAUGUUGAAUCCUGUUAACUUCAAAAGUACUUCUGUUCCUUUCAGAGAAGUUUUAAACUCAAGUGCAAACAAUAAUAAUAAUAACAAAAAUUAAAGGUAACUUAUAGCUGUGACCUAUGGGUCUAGACGUGUGUAGUAUUUAAAAAGUGAUUCUACAGAUGAGAUAAAAGGAACAGAAGGAAUGCAUAACAGAGAAUGCAUUAAGAAUGAUGGAAUAAGUUACCUGGGAAAGAAUCUGGUAAAAAUCUACUAACUGGAGUUAGUAGAUCACAGUAUUAAUCAAACUCCUAUGCAUAAUUUAAUUCCGUAAUGCAUAAUUGAAUUUGAUUUAAUUUCCUUAUUUAAUUUCUCGAAAGGAUAGAUACUUGACUGGUCUGAGUCAGUGGGAAUCUAAGUUCUUUUUGUGACAGCACCCAUUGCCCUGUACUUGGUUUGCCAUUCACGUCACACUGUUGAACUAUUCUCUGAAGCAGUCUUCAUAAGGCACUCACCUCUCCACCCUGUCUUCAAAUUGAAUUCCAGUAGUCAGUGGGACAGAAAACAGGUCAGUGUUGUAGUACUAAGUAGAGCCUCUGAAGACCUGAUUACUAAGUGUUUAAGUAAUCUAAAUCCUAAAAAGCUAAUUCCUAUUUUAUACUGCAAAGUAGGUUCGUAAAUCAUUUAUGUGUUUCUGAAUCUUGUAUAUGAUUGUUUGUUAUCACCAGCCAUGUUAAUUAACUAUCCAUCUUUGAGAUUGAAAUAUUGUGUACUAUUAAUUAAAUAGUGUGUAGAAGCUAGUACAAAGAAAUUGAAUUUUUUUUCUUUUCCCCUGUUGGAACCUAGCUUUCUUUGUGAUAAAGUAUUUGAACAAAUUCUGAAGAGCUGGAGAAAGAAUAGCAAUAUAUUUGAAUAUCUAGGCUACAAAAUAUUUGCAAAUUGUAUAGAACUACAGUUUUUUUUAAAAAUAAAGGCAAUAAAUAACAGUGGUUUUUAAUUCCUAAAAAGCAAAUGCCUGAAGAAACAGUGUUUCCUGCAGUUUUUCCUUUUAUUUUUUGAUAGUUUACUUUUGAUUUCUGCUCAAAGUUGCUUCUUCUUUCUUCUACAAACAAAUAUAAUUUAAGGAAAUGAAAAGGGAAGAUUAAAAGAUGACUCUGUAGUGAAGUUUGUGAAUGCGCAAGUUUUACAUGUGCUUACCAUUCAUUUCAUUCUACUUUGCUGUCAGAAAAGGUUAGGAAGACUAAUUACAACAUGCUUAUAGUUUUUUCUCAUUAUUUUACAGUUUUUUAAUAUGAUUUUUCUCCACCACUGAUCAAAUAUAUUUUCUUUGGAUUUUAUUAUGUUAUGGAUUAGAAGCCUUUUUCCUUGCCUCUUUCUACAGUCUCAGCCUUUCAGU
Messenger RNA from Lagopus muta (rock ptarmigan), 16436 nucleotides. RefSeq names its product leucine rich repeat containing 4C (gene LRRC4C). Bases 7741 to 9657 code for a protein of 638 amino acids. Gene Ontology annotation, cellular component: postsynaptic density membrane; glutamatergic synapse; plasma membrane. Gene Ontology annotation, biological process: synaptic membrane adhesion; modulation of chemical synaptic transmission; regulation of axonogenesis. The record is from RefSeq and is a predicted model, not a curated record. The transcript is spliced from 4 exons. Gene Ontology annotation, molecular function: cell-cell adhesion mediator activity. Lineage: Eukaryota; Metazoa; Chordata; Aves; Galliformes; Phasianidae.